GUGAGAAAGUCGACGGUGACGAAAACACGCCCGUAACUCUAUCACCCCUCCCUUUCUCGAAUCCUGAAUCCUCACCCACCCAUCUCUCUGUUUCGUUCCGAGUCUCUCUCCUCCAUUUUCGUUUAUACAAUUUUCUCUCUCCUCCCUAACGAAUUUUUCCUUGCUCUUCUCCUCCAUGAUAGCCGGAUGUCUCUCACCAGAUCCUUUCUAUCAAGGCGUUCUUCUUCUUCUUCAUCUUCAAUUCGUUGUUUUUCUCUCUCAUCCUCCAAGUCUCAGCGUGAACCACCACCACCACCUACCUCUGCCGCCUCAUUUUCUCUCUCCUCCUCUACUACCGAUUUCGUCAACGUCGACUCAGGAAGAUGGUCUUCACUUUUGCCUGAGCUUCUUAUAGAUAUCAUAGCUCGUGUUGAAUCUUCUGAAGAUAAAUGGCCGCUUCGUAGAAACGUUGUUGUUUGUGCUUGUGUUUGUAAGAGGUGGAGAGAUAUUACUAGAGAUAUUGUUAAGUCUCCUCAUUCUACUGCUAAGAUCACCUUUCCUUCUUGUCUUAAACAGCCAGGACCACGUGAGAUGCCACUUCAGUGUCUUAUAAAACGGGACAAGAGGAACUCUACAUUCUACCUCUAUCUCUCUGUGUCACCAUCAUCAUUUUCAGAAAAGGGGAAAUUUCUCUUGGCUGCGAGGAGAUAUAGGCGUGGUGCCCACAUUGAGUAUAUUAUAUCGCUUGAUGCCGAUGAUCUAUCACAAGGAAGUCAAGCAUAUGUUGGGAAGCUAAGCUCGGACUUUCUUGGUACGAACUUUAUAAUAUAUGACAGUCAACCACCCCAUGAUGGAGCAAAACCAUCCAGUAGCAGAUCCACCCGUCGAUUUGCGAGCAAACAGAUAAGCCCCCAAGUUCCUGCUGGAAAUUUUGAAGUUGGGCAAGUGUCUUACAAAUUUAACCUCCUGAAAUCAAGAGGUCCCAGAAGAAUGAUUUGUUCCCUUAAAUGUCCUGGACCAGUAGAGACCACCUUGGAUCACACAGAGGAUGCCAAGAUUAAAUUGGCAGAGCCAGAUUCUAGUUAUACUGUUCUGAGGAACAAAGCACCAAGGUGGCACGAGCACUUGCAAUGCUGGUGCUUGAAUUUUCACGGUCGGGUAACUGUAGCGUCGGUGAAGAACUUUCAACUAAUAGCAACAGUGGAUCAAAGCCAACCUGGUGGAAAAGGUGAUGAAGAAAUAGUUCUCCUUCAGUUUGGAAAGGUAGGAGAUGACACUUUCACCAUGGAUUAUCGUCAGCCACUCUCGGCCUUCCAAGCAUUUGCGAUUUGCCUAACAAGCUUUGGUACGAAACUUGCAUGCGAGUAAAUUGUCAUCUUUCUUGCUUUUAUCCAUAACCUGGGUGUCCAUAUAUAUAUUUAAAUGUAAGGUUUUUUCGUCAUAUAUCGAGAGAAGGAACAAAAAUAGAAAAAGAAACACGAGGUAAAAAGAUAUGUAAGACUUUCCAUUCUCCACUGUUGCUCCCUCUUACUCCUUUCUUGUUCCCAAAUCUGUAUUUUCCUUCUACUGAUUAGGUGAAGGAUUAUUUAUGUAAAUGCUGCUGCUUUAACUUGUAAGUUUUUAAUUUUUUAUUUUGAUGGCAUUAUAACCUUUAAGUUGUAUCUAUACUUCCAUGUAAGUGUCUUAAAAGUGUAGAAUAUAAGCAUGUGCUUUUGCAA
Molecule: messenger RNA, 1697 nt
Organism: Beta vulgaris subsp. vulgaris (sugar beet)
Lineage: Eukaryota; Viridiplantae; Streptophyta; Magnoliopsida; Caryophyllales; Amaranthaceae
Product: tubby-like F-box protein 7
Exons: 4
Coding region: 187-1347 (386 amino acids)
Source: RefSeq, a predicted model, not a curated record